Rhodamnia argentea is the source of this 2868-nucleotide messenger RNA. RefSeq names its product protein argonaute 16-like. The record is from RefSeq and is a predicted model, not a curated record. The transcript has 22 exons. Gene Ontology annotation, molecular function: RNA binding; protein binding. The coding region runs from base 238 to 2868 and encodes 876 amino acids. Gene Ontology annotation, cellular component: cytoplasm. NCBI's taxonomy places the organism in Eukaryota, Viridiplantae, Streptophyta, Magnoliopsida, Myrtales, Myrtaceae. Gene Ontology annotation, biological process: regulatory ncRNA-mediated post-transcriptional gene silencing.
ACCUAAGCUUGUUCAUUUGAUUAUUUACAAUGCCUGGUGACUGAGCAGUGAACUAUUCCGCGUUUCACACAAUUUUUGACAGAAGAGCUUGCAGUAGAGAAUUUUUGGGUGUUUUCUAAAUGAAGAUGGACAAAGUUUAUCUGCAAGGAAAGCCGAAAUCUGCCGUGUGCUGUUCCAACCCCAAAUCUUCCUCCCAACAACAAGCCUGAGUGCGCGGAUUCUCCUAAAUACUCCAUCAUGGGCAGGGGUGGGAAAGGGAAUGACGGAAGGCGAAUCAAUCUGCUCACCAACCACUUUAAAGUUUCUGUCAAUGUACCAGAUGCAGUUUUCUACCAGUACAGUGUUUCAAUUGCUUCAGAAGAUAAGAGAGCUGUCGAGGGAAAGGGAAUCGGGAGAAAGCUUAUUGACAAGCUAUAUCAAACCUAUUCUUCUGAACUAGCUGGUAAGAAAUUUGCUUAUGAUGGAGAAAACACUCUGUAUACAGUGGGUCCCCUGCCUCAGAACAAGCUCGAAUUCACUGUGGUUCUUGAGGAUUCUUUUGCAAAGAGGGAAAGCGACAACCUUGGUGGCGGCGAGAGUUCGGAUCGUUCUGCUAAACGGUCAAAAUGCUCUUUUCGGUCGAGGACUUUUCAGGUAGAAAUAAGCUAUGCUGCAAGAGUGCCCUUGAAGUCGAUCUUUCUUGGUUCAAAAGGAAAGGAUAAGGAUAAUAAUGCCCAGGAUGCUCUAAGAGUGCUUGAUAUAGCAUUGAGACAGACAGCGGCGAAAAGGGGAUGCCUUCUGGUAAGACAGUCAUUCUUCCAUGAUGAUUCAAGGAAUUUCACAGAUGUCGGAGGAGGCGUAGCUGGUGUUAAAGGUUUUCAUGCCAGCUUUCGUCCGACUGAGGGUGGCUUGUCCCUGAAUAGGGACGUGACUACGACAAUGAUCCUCACGCCUGGACCCGUGAUUAAGUUCCUUUUAGCCAACCAGAAUGUGAAGGAACAUCGUCAUCUUGACUGGGCUAAGGCCAAGAGGAUGCUGAAGAAUCUGAGAGUUAAGACCAAUCACAGUAACAUGGAGUACAAAAUAGUUGGUCUUAGUGGGAAGCCAUGCAAUAAGCAAUUUUUCCCUAUGAGACUGAAAAACAGGAAAGGCCCAGAUGACCAGGAGCAGACUAUGGAUAUUACUGUAGCCGAAUACUUCGAUAAGCACCGAGGCAUCGAGCUUACAUACUCUGCAUACUUGCCCUGCCUUGAUGUUGGCAAACCAAAUCGGCCGAAUUACCUUCCUCUGGAGCUUUGUUCACUCGUUUCACUUCAACGCUACACGAAAACACUGUCGUCGGCGCAGAGAGCAUCUUUAGUUGAGAAAUCAAGGCAAAAGCCUCCAGAGAGGAUGAGAAAUCUAGCUGAUGCUUUGAGAAACUACCGAUAUGAUGAGGAUCCUGUGCUAGCUGAGUUUGGUAUUUCCUUGGAAAAGCAAUUGACCAAAGUUGAAGGCCGUGUUCUUGAAUCCCCAAAGCUGAAGGUGGGGAAUGGAAAUGAUUGCAUCCCUCGUAAUGGACGGUGGAACUACAAUCAAAGAACCCUUUUGCAACCUUCCAACAUCGAACUUUGGGUAAUUGUCAACUGUCAUGCUCGCUGUGAUACUCGUCGCCUUUCACGUGAGUUGAUUGAGUGCGCUCGGAGUAAGGGUCUGCGAAUUGAACAACCAUUCUUACUUCUUGAGGAAGACUCCCACAUGCGAAGGGAGAGUCCUGUCAGAAGAGUAGAAAGGAUGUUUCAGAGGUUGCAAGAGCCGAUUAAAAAUGAGUAUGGACGUCGACCUGAUCUCAUUCUAUGUGUUCUGUCGGAGCGGAAGAACUCCGAUAUCUAUGGGCCUUGGAAGAGGAAAUGUCUCAGUGAACAGGGUGUUGUCACGCAGUGCGUUUCCCCAUUGAAGAUAAACGAUCAAUACCUUACAAACUUGCUCCUUAAAGUCAACUUGAAGGUACCAACGCUGCCACUUGGGGGAAUAAAUUCUUUGUUGGCAAUAGAGCACUCUUCAAGAGUCCCCAUAAUAGAGGAUACUCCUACAAUGAUUCUGGGUAUGGACGUCUCUCAUGGUUCUCCUGGCCGAUCAGAUAUGCCAUCUGUUGCUGCGGUUGUCAGCUCUCGAUGUUGGCCAUUGAUUUCGAGAUAUAGAGCAUCUGUAAGAUCACAGUCGCCGAGGGAGGAGAUGAUUGAUGCUUUGUAUAAGCCUGUGGCUGACAAGUCUGAUGACGGUAUCAUGAGAGAACUGCUCUUUGACUUCUACCUGUCAAGCAAUGGACGCAAGCCGACUCAGAUAAUUGUUUUCCGGGAUGGAGUGAGCGAGUCACAGUUCAAUCAAGUUUUAAACAUCGAGCUGAAGCAAAUUAUCAAGGCCUAUCAGAAAUUGGAAGGGAACGAGUAUAUUGCUCCAAAAUUCACAGUUAUUGUGGCGCAAAAGAAUCACCACACUAAGCUGUUUCAAGCUGAUUAUUCGGAAAAUGUUCCGCCUGGGACAGUGGUGGAUUCAAUGAUCGUACAUCCAACAAACUACGACUUCUACAUGUGCGCUCAUGCCGGGAUGAUUGGAACUUCUAGACCGGCACACUAUCAUGUUCUAAUUGAUGAGAUUGGUUUCUCUGCUAAUGGAUUGCAAAAUCUUAUUCACUCGCUAUGCUACGUAUACCAGAGGAGCACCACCGCCGUCUCGAUUGUUGCUCCGAUAUACUACGCACACCUUGCUGCAAAGCAGGUGUCCCAAUUUAUCAAGUUCGAGGACUUAUCAGAAUCCUCGUCUGGACAAGAUUCCACAGCAUCUGCUCGUCUUGUACCCGCUCUCCCCAUGUUGCACAACAACGUCUGCAGCUCUAUGUUCUUCUGCUAG